CCAAGGCGCCAUAACGAGGAAUAUAAAUCGAAUCCUCAACCUCAGCUUACUCCAUUAUUCUCUAUCUCCAAUACUCCAAAAUAUAUUCAACCGCAGCUAGUUACCUACGGCAGAAUACCCGCAAUAGGGAAAUCAAUCUCCCAGCACCUACUACCUAAAUAUAAAGUCAUCCACUUCAUCCUAUCAUAUAAGGCUAUAGAGGCUAAGCUCCCGCAUCUACUUACAGGUCGCGAUCCUCAGUCUCAGAACCCUAAUAAGAUCAGAACCCAUAAUUAUAGCUAG
Messenger RNA from Penicillium longicatenatum, 282 nucleotides. RefSeq lists its product as uncharacterized. The record is from RefSeq and is a predicted model, not a curated record. NCBI's taxonomy places the organism in Eukaryota, Fungi, Ascomycota, Eurotiomycetes, Eurotiales, Aspergillaceae. The transcript has 3 exons. The annotation marks the transcript as partial.